CAGAACAAAACCUGGUCGAAACCCGGUUAUUGCUUGAAGUUAGUCACCAGCACCAGUCCCCAGGUAAUGGCCCAAAGCCCUCCACAUUUCAUCUGGGGCAACUCUGCUGCUGGCUUCUUCCAUGUCAUUGUAACAGAGAUCACGAAGAAAAGUUCAGGAGCGUACUCGUGUGGAAUAGACAGAGGUCCUAUGAAAAGCAUCACUAUCCUCAAAAACAUCAGCCUGGUGGUGACUUCAAGCUGCCUAACAGCAUUUUCGUGGUGCUGUUGUGUGGACUCCUUUGUGACCAAGAUCAUGGCUUUGACAGCCCUCCUCCUGUUUCUGACCUACAGAGCCCAGGUCUCCGCCGGCAUUGUGGGAGUAGCAGAAGUGGCUGCCCCUGGCCCCACCAAGACCCCAGGGCCCUUGAGCACUCCCCACUGAGCCUACAGUCCCCCCACCUCCUCCUGAUCCUCCAUGACCACUGAGACCUGGGGCCUCCAAGAAAAGUCCAUUCCUGUGUUUCCGGAAGAUACCUCCCAGCACCUGAAUCUACCACUGUGGUGGCACCUCUCACCCCAGAGCUGAGGACCCCUCCAUUGCCUUCUCCAACACCAUGUCCACAAAGCAAGAACCCACCACCUGUGAGACUCUUCCUGGGCAUCCAGGCUGCCCCUCUCCCACCCAGUGGACCAAACCCAACUGGUAGGCACCCUCUCCCUAACUUGUGCCUCUCCCUCCUCUCCUGGGUUACCUGUUUCUCUGCCAGCUCAUGGUUCAGCUGGUCUCCCGGUCACCAAUGCCCACUGCAGUCAGCUUCGGUUCCUGUUCUUCCCGAUAUGGGAAAUAGCCUUCGUUCAUACCACAUACAAAUGUAAUAUUUGCUAUUUCCAAAAAUGACGCAAAAUUUAAAAGUAUACAACCAUGAAUGAAAAGUGUUUCCAUCCUAUAUGUCAGAUGAAAGGGUCAAUAGCUUUUGUGCCUGAACAUCUUCUUUCUCUUAAAUAAAUAAGAAUCAGGCAAAUGUUUCCAUUUUAAAAGGGCUAAGGCUACGAACACAUCAUUCAUUACAGAAUAAGGAACGAAUGAAUGAUAUGUAUGAACAUGUGUCUAAAAUGGCUGAUAAUCAAAGAAAUGAGAAAUGAAGCAAGACCCCAUGCUUUGCCUGUUAGUUCAAAGAAGAUUAAAAUAAAUAUAAUCAUAUUCCAGGCUGGAGAUGUGUAGGGAAAAGGGAAGGACAUAAUUGAUAGCGUCUUCCUGGAGGGGCAGUAUGGCAAUGAAUUAAAAGGCAGAACGAGUAAUUUAUUCAUCCAUUCCACUGUUCAUGGAUAUUUGGGUUCUUUCGCAUUUGGGGCUGUUGUGAAUAAAGCUGCUAUGAACAAUAAAAAAAAGAGGCACCUGGUUGUGAAGAAACAGUUUUAAACACUUUUCUAAGUAAUUUGACAUGUGUCAUGAUUGCUGUUGUUUAAAAAGCAAAAUAAUGGUAUGUCCCCUAGAUGUCGGUUUUAAAAAGUAUGCCAACUAUACUUGAGUAAAAA
This is a messenger RNA of Neofelis nebulosa (Clouded leopard), 1517 nucleotides long. Its product is annotated as trem-like transcript 4 protein. Gene Ontology annotation, cellular component: cell surface. The coding region runs from base 67 to 423 and encodes 118 amino acids. Gene Ontology annotation, molecular function: signaling receptor activity. Lineage: Eukaryota; Metazoa; Chordata; Mammalia; Carnivora; Felidae. The transcript has 3 exons. The record is from RefSeq and is a predicted model, not a curated record.